Myxocyprinus asiaticus (Chinese sucker) is the source of this 1784-nucleotide messenger RNA. RefSeq names its product endonuclease III-like protein 1. Gene Ontology annotation, cellular component: nucleus. The coding region runs from base 103 to 1536 and encodes 477 amino acids. The record is from RefSeq and is a predicted model, not a curated record. Lineage: Eukaryota; Metazoa; Chordata; Actinopteri; Cypriniformes; Catostomidae. Gene Ontology annotation, biological process: base-excision repair, AP site formation; base-excision repair; nucleotide-excision repair. Gene Ontology annotation, molecular function: DNA-(apurinic or apyrimidinic site) endonuclease activity; DNA binding; oxidized pyrimidine nucleobase lesion DNA N-glycosylase activity. The transcript is spliced from 6 exons.
UAUGUGUGUUACAUGAUUUCGACAGCAUGCUUUGGGGAUGUUGUACUUUGGAGUGAAAUUGAGGUUAUAUUUGUGAUUUUUUAAGUCGGGGAACGACAGCUAAUGUUGGCGCGAGCGCGGAAUUCAUUUGUUUUUGUGUUCCGUUGUUUGGCUGUAAGAAUGAGCUCUCCAUAUUUCACUAACCCAACAGCUGCAUUAGACACUUCUGCAACUGAUACUGUGGGUAAAAGUGCUUUAAAUGGAGGAGGAAUUCGUAAAUUGAGAUCCGGAAUGGCUAAAGGGCUAAAGUCAGAGGAUGCUUUGCAUGGAGUUAAAGUAGAAUUUCAGGAGCGCAGUAUUUCAAAUGAUCUACUGCAGACGCAUGCAGUGAAAGCAGAGGCAAUGGAUGAUCAAACACCUCUGAGAUCACCUCAGAAACCAAGACGGGGCCGUGUGAAGGUGGAAUAUGAGGAGGAAGGGGUGGGGCUUAAGAGGGAGCGUUGGGAGCCAUGUGAUUGGAGAACACAGCUGUCAUUCAUCAGGGAGAUCAGAAGCAAACGAGAUGCUCCCGUGGAUAAGAUGGGGGCAGAGAAAUGCUACGAUACAGAUGCCCCACCUGAGGUGCGUCGUUACCAGGUUUUGAUCUCCUUAAUGUUGUCCAGUCAAACCAAAGAUCCCAUAACAGCUGCCGCUAUGCAGAGAUUACGUGAGCAUAACCUCAGUGUGACCACCAUCCUUAACAUGGAUGAUGAGACUUUGGGCAAACUCAUCUACCCAGUGGGCUUCUGGAGGACAAAGGUGAAGUACAUCAAACAGACCACGGCUCUGAUCCAGCAGGAGUUUGGUGGAGAUAUUCCGAACACAGUGGAGGGUCUUAUCCAGCUGCCGGGCGUCGGCCCUAAGAUGGCCCACCUGGCCAUGGACAUUGCCUGGAACAAUGUGUCAGGCAUCGGUGUGGACACCCACGUUCACCGAAUCUCAAAUAGGCUCGGAUGGACCAAGAAGGAGACCAAGACACCAGAGGAGACACGUAGAGCUCUAGAGGAGUGGUUACCACGAGAUCUGUGGAGUGAGAUCAACUGGUUGCUGGUUGGUUUCGGGCAGCAGGUGUGUCUACCUGUUGGACCGUUGUGCUCUAUGUGUCUAAAUCAGCACACCUGUCCAUCCGCCCACCGAUCCUCCCCCAAAAAGAAACUCAAAUCCAGUCCCCCAAAAUCCCCCGGAACCCCUCACAUCAGUCCGAGGGACAAACUAGACUCUCCAACGCCAAAGGUUAAAAAGGAGCCACUGGACACGCUUCCACCCAGCUCCCCAUCUCGAAGGAGGAAGAAGACAGCCUCACAGGAAGUGUCAUCCGGUCUGUCCUCCUUUUCUACAACAGAACAAGUGACUGAAAUGAAAACAGAAGCCCUUGGGGAUGAUAGAGAUGCAGACCCAUCCCAACGCAAGUUAGGAAAAAGGGGGCAGAGGAGAGCAAGACCGCCCCUUUCAGGACAGGAAGAACAGGACAGACAUCUGUCUUCACAGCAGACACAAAGGGCACCCAAAAAAAAGUAAAAUAGUAAACAUUAACAUUUGUUUAAAUGCGAUAAAUAAAUCUUUUAUAUCAUAUAUUUUUUUAGUUUUGUAAGUUUAUCAAAUAAAUAGUAUCAACUAGUUUUAGAAUUAAAGGUCUUGUUUGAGAAACACAUGGCCUAUGAUAACUGGAUGCCACUUGCUAAAUUAAAUGUAAUAAGGUCAUGUGGUAAGUGGUAACAUGUAGUUGCAUACUGUGUUUUACAAACUAUAAAUUUAUAUUUACUGUA